AUGGCCCGACCAUGCACACAAGGAGCUAUGGACCCACGAAGACUUGGCCGCAAUAACUCCGGCCUUAGCGAAGCGGACAUCUCGGACGUGCUGUGCAUACUUCAUCCUUGCUCGCCGGCAGCGUACAAUGUCGUCUCAUUCGCGGCUGAAAGGACACCUCACAACGUUUUGCAGAAUAACGGCUUCGAAAAUUACGACGAUGAGCUUACGCAAAGUGUCCUUGAGGAGCAGGAGACGUUCAUUCUCGGCCCGGAGGGUGCAAACCAGGCGAUGGACCUUGCUUUGCGCUUCUCGACAGAGGUGAUUGAUUUCCAGCUCGGCUUUGUUUUUGGACGCAAUCUCAAAAUGUGCGACAUUGUCCUCGCCGGCGACACCUCAAAGCGUAUCAGUAACAUGCACUUCAGCAUUUUCAUGAACAACUCCGGAGUAUUGAUGCUGCAGGAUAUGUCGACCAACGGCACAAUAGUAGAUGAUGUCGUGUUGAAAGGCAAGAACGCUCAAGCACCGCACACGAGGAUGCUCAAUUCUGGGUCGAUCAUUCAGAUCCUGUCACCCAAGCCAGAUGAGCUGGUGAAGUUUGUUGUCCGCAUACCUACACGGGAAGGACAUGUUCAGCAGUACGAGGCCAACUUUCAGAAUCACAUGCGGCGGCUUGAGUCUGCCAAAGCCGCACGUGCAAGACCGAAUGACAUGCACAUACGGCGCCUCACUGUGGCCGACGCUACAACGCAGUCAGUAGCUUCGUACAAGGCGCCGCUUGUUCAGAACCAGUAUGGCAUGCACUGGAGCGGUGGAGAGAAGUACAACGUCGUAGGUCUCAUCGGCAAAGGCGCGUUUGCGACCGUUUAUCAGCUCGCCACGAAGAGCGAGGGCCAACUGUUUGCGGCCAAAGAGCUUGAGAAGCGCAAGUUCAUGAAGAACGGCGUCCUCGACCGCAAGCUCGACAACGAGAUGCAAAUCAUGAAGUCAAUAAGCCACCCCAAUAUUGUGCGUUACGUUGACUAUCAAGACCACGCAAACCAUCUCUAUAUCAUUAUGGAGUUCGUGCCGUGUGGCGAUUUGCAACGAUAUCUCAACCUGAAGGGUCCGCUGCCCGAGCAUGCUGGUCUGCAAAUGGCGCACCAGGUCUUUGACUCACUGGAUUAUCUGCACGCGAAGAAAAUCACGCAUCGUGACAUCAAACCUGACAACAUACUGCUAGCUAACUUGGAGCUUUCGAACUUCUCGGUCAAGCUGUCCGAUUUUGGCCUUUCAAAGAUGGUGUCGGACAACGAAACCUUUCUGAAGACUUUCUGUGGCACGCUGCUCUACUGCGCACCGGAGGUGUUCCCAAUGUAUGACGAGCGGGCUACAGGUCGAGGGCAGAAGCGCACCCGGAAAAGCUCGGCGCAGCCUCCAACGAGAUUCCACAGCUACAGCCAAUCAGUCGACAUCUGGUCCUUUGGAGCGGUCUUGUGGUAUUCCUUGUGUUGCAAGCCGCCGUUUGAGGGCGUCUCGGAUACUACGGGACGUGGAAUGUUCGACAAGAUCAUGAUGACGCCACUCAACACAAGCGACCUGGUGCAGGCGAAUGUGCCUGAAGAGGCCAUCGCUUUACUGGUAGCUAUGCUGAACACAGAUCCAGCAAGUCGGCCCUCGCCACGUUUGUGCUUGCAAAGCGAAUGGUUCCAAGCCGUUUUCCAGCAGGCCAAUGGCAACGAGCGGCCUUCUCCUGCCUUUCAACAGGGGAUGUUUGCGAUUCAUGAAGAGGAAGAAAUUUUGCAUAAUGCUGAGCCGGACCUCUCGAGUGCUGACAGCCACUAUGACGAAGUCAGCAUUCAUUCAGGGUCCAUCAAUUUCCUCGAUCCACGUCAAUCUAAACGGUUCAAGUCGGAGCACUUCGCAUACAGAGAGCAGGAUGAAGCGAUGGAUUCUAGUCCCGAGCUCCUACAUCAGUCUAUUCCUGUGAUCCUUCAGCCGGACGGACCCCUUACGCAACAACAGCAAUUACCGCGGGCGAAGCUUUUCGGCGAGAUCAGUCUCUCCGCGCUGAACAGUUCUGCAGUGCUAGGCGCACGAGCAAACGAGGCAGUAGGUAACACCGUUAGCGAGGCAUCGUUGGACCGUGUCAGUGGCAGCUCCACUGAUAGCGCACAGCAAGCGCAAUUACAGGCGCACCGAGCCAUAGGGGCCUUUGCCGAUCCGAGUCUGCUCGGUGCAGAGUCAUUGAUGCGAGAUGUGGACCUAGGUUCGCCGGAUGUCGCAGAUCUCCAAUGUGCUGAAGAGUCGCAUGAACCACAUACACCUGAAGUUGGUGAAAGAAACAACAACGGCGCGACAGUGACAUCGGUAGAUGGAGUGGAAGAGGAAACGCCCAAGGCAAGGCCAAUACCUACGUUCCGGAGAGAGAUCAUCAUGAGCAAGCCGCCCUCGUUCUUCUUUGACCCGAACGACCCAAGCACCCAUACCGCUGAGUAUGCAUCCAAAGUCAGCGGCAUUGACUAUCUGUCGAAGCCAAACAGCAUCCUCAUUAUGGACAACUCUUUGCCGACAACGGCCAGCGGGUCUGCCACAGAUCACGACCUGGAUGAACAUGGUCGCGACACUGAGGCGGAACCACACAUUAGCCUGCAGCAUGCCUUGCCCGACAAUGAGCAUUUCCUGAAGCCACCGCCUCGACUUGGUAAAGUGACCUCAACCGCAGACUCGUUCACGAAGAUUACCUUGGAUCUCACGCAGAAGAUGUCGUCAUGGGGUCGAGCACCGACGAACACCUUCCGUUAUCCUUAUGGAGCAGAUGUUCGCGUUCCGAAAGUGGCCUUCACCUUCUGGUUCCAUGCUGUUGACAUUGAGGAGCACGCGGAGCCAGGUGUGUGGGUAAAGCUGCCAGAUCUCCACUGUAUUAUUACUACAGAUAGCAGCGUCGGUAUACUCGUUAACGGGAUCGAGCUCAGGAUUGGCGACUCUGGAAAGCGACAGUUCGGACGUGUCUACACGGGUGACGAGGUCACUGUCUGCAAACCCGGCUCUGACAGGAAGCCAGGGCUUAAGUUCACAUGCGAAUUCUACCAUGGUGAGGCCAAGCAAAAGCGCCCGGAAGGCAGCCCGGGCUUUAUCAUCGAGACGGAGGGUGCAGGGAGCAAGCUGAGUAGGCCAAAGCGCAAAGAGAAGAAAGAAGAGCGGCAAAAAGAGAAGGAGAAUGUGCCGAUCAUGGCAGGCAAGACCAUUGCUUGA
Molecule: messenger RNA, 3213 nt
Organism: Baudoinia panamericana UAMH 10762
Lineage: Eukaryota; Fungi; Ascomycota; Dothideomycetes; Mycosphaerellales; Teratosphaeriaceae
Exons: 3
Coding region: 1-3213 (1070 amino acids)
Biological process (GO): meiotic recombination checkpoint signaling; protein phosphorylation
Cellular component (GO): nucleus; cytoplasm
Molecular function (GO): ATP binding; protein serine/threonine kinase activity; protein binding
Source: RefSeq, a predicted model, not a curated record